This is a messenger RNA of Mus musculus (house mouse), 927 nucleotides long. It is a transcript of the gene Vmn1r19, whose product is annotated as vomeronasal 1 receptor 19. The record is from RefSeq and is marked provisional. The transcript has a single exon. NCBI's taxonomy places the organism in Eukaryota, Metazoa, Chordata, Mammalia, Rodentia, Muridae. Gene Ontology annotation, molecular function: G protein-coupled receptor activity; pheromone receptor activity. The coding region runs from base 1 to 927 and encodes 308 amino acids. Gene Ontology annotation, cellular component: membrane; plasma membrane. Gene Ontology annotation, biological process: sensory perception of chemical stimulus; G protein-coupled receptor signaling pathway; signal transduction.
AUGUCCUCAUUUGAGAAUGUCCUUUAUAUCCAAGCUGGACUUGGACUCCUACCAAAUAUGUUUCUCCUUUUUUUCUAUACUUUCAUAAUCCUAGGUCACAGAUCUAAGCCCAUGGACCUGAUCUCCUGUCAACUGACCUUCAUUCACAUAAUGAUGAUCCUCAGUGAAGGAGAUAACUUGCUUGCAAACAUAUUAGAGUCACUAAAAUUUGGGAAUGGCAUUAAAUGUAAGACAACUUUUUACAUAAACAGAGUGAUGAGAGGCCUCUCUAUCUGCAUCACCUGCCUCUUGAGUGUAUCCCAGGCUAUCACAAUCAGUCCCAGUACCUCUUUGUUGGCAAAAUUUAAGAGUAAAGUAAAAAAACACAUCAUCUAUGCUUUUUUCUAUCUCUGGUCUUUCAAUUUGUCAUUCAGUAGUAGGUGGAUCUUCUAUGUUGCUGGUUUUACCAAUGUGAGUGAAAACCGCCAGAUGAAGGUCACUAAAUCCUGCUCACUCUUUCCCAUGAACUACAUCAUCAGGGGAUUAUUUUUAACAGUGACAAUGUCCAGAGAUAUAUGUCUUGUAGGAGUCAUGCUGAUCACAAGUACAUACAUGGUGAUUAUCUUGUGCAGACAUCAGAGGCAAUGCAAGCAUCUUCAUAGCAUCAGCUACCUGAGAGCAUCCCCUGAGAAAAGGGCCACCCAAAACAUCUUGCUGCUAGUAGUUUUCUUUGUGGUCAUGUACUGGGUGGACUUCAUCAUCUCAUUCACCUCAACCCUGUUUUGGAUGUAUGACCCAGUCAUCCUGACUGUUCAGCAGUUUGUGAUGUAUGCCUAUCCCACAAUUGCUCCUUUGGUGCAGAUCAGUUCUGAUAAGAGAAUAAUUCAUAUACUUAUCCAUAUACUAAAAAAAUUCACUCCAAGUGCCAGUAGAUUUUCUAAAAAAUGA